AUGUCGACUGCGCCUCGGCAUACAGCUGGCCUCCCACCGGAUAGCAUUCCGCAGACACCGCCUGGCAUUAUUGAGUCACUUAAACAUCGGUUUGGAUACGGUCUCCGAUAUUCAUCUGUGCAGUUGCAUGCAUCUGGUGAGAACAUGUUUGCGAUCUGUGCCGAAUAUCCGGAUUUUAAGGAGUUUGUUACUAAGGUGGACCUACCAGAUACAUUUCAGUCUUGGUUCUCUUUAAUGACUCUUCAUAUCUGGAUGUGCUUGUUAAUUUGGAUCGAUCUUAAAGGGCGGAUGCGUGGCUUCGGAAUAAUUCGAAAGCAGCAUGACCAUGUCGAGCAAUUCAACAUGCAGUUCUUUGGUUCACUGUUCGCGUAUGAUGAGGCCUUUCUCAAAAACUCUGAUGCCGCUCUUUCCGCAGCACUUUGGAGGAAUUUCUUCCACGCAUCUUCCUCGAUUUCGGCAGUGCAGCUUGAGACAAUGGUCAAAUAUAUUCGUAAACAGUUGGCCCACUUGGAUUCCAUACCCAAUGACCUUUUCCUGGGCAAAGGAUUUGCUACAUUUUUAAAGUUACAAGAAGAAACUCUAAAAAAUGAAUACGCUUUGCAGCGUCUCCGCUACUGUUUAACGUGGCCCAGUUGGGCCAAGUAG
Molecule: messenger RNA, 645 nt
Organism: Dibothriocephalus latus
Lineage: Eukaryota; Metazoa; Platyhelminthes; Cestoda; Diphyllobothriidea; Diphyllobothriidae
Source: the annotation of a GenBank genome assembly